Messenger RNA from Ochotona curzoniae (black-lipped pika), 2128 nucleotides. RefSeq names its product TNFAIP3 interacting protein 2 (gene TNIP2). The transcript has 6 exons. The record is from RefSeq and is a predicted model, not a curated record. The coding region runs from base 8 to 1225 and encodes 405 amino acids. NCBI's taxonomy places the organism in Eukaryota, Metazoa, Chordata, Mammalia, Lagomorpha, Ochotonidae. Gene Ontology annotation, biological process: regulation of transcription by RNA polymerase II; cellular response to lipopolysaccharide.
CGCAGCUAUGUCGUCGGAGGACGGGGACGGCUUGGACGGGGCUCCGCGCGCCGCGGCCACGCUCUGCGGCCUGUACCACGAGGCGGAGCAGCAGCUGCGGCACCUCCAGGGCCAGCUGGCCGCGCGCGACGCCCUCGUCGCAAGUCUCCGCGCCCGCCUGGCCGCGCUCGAGGGGCACGCGGCCCCGUCGCUCGUGGAAGCGCUGCUCGAGCAGCUGGCUUGCUCCCGGGAGCAGCUGCAGCGCCAACAGGGCGGGGCCGCCGAGGACCGGCUGCGCCAGGAGGUGGCGAGGCUCUCCCAGCAGCUGGAAGUAAAGGAGCAGGAGCUCCAGGAGCUGGUGAGGCCGCCGCAGCGGGACCCGGACAAGGAAGUGCUCCUGCUGCGGAGGAGUGUGGCCGAGAAGGAGCGGGCCCAGGCUGCCAGCCACCUGCUGUGCCGCUCCCUGGCCCACGAGACCCACCAGCUGCGCAGGACGCUGGCUGCCACUGCCCACAUGUGCCAGCAACUGGCCAGGCGUCUGGAGGAGCAGCAGCAUGCCCAGGGGCACACAGUGGACACGAGGGAACAGAGUUGUGACAAGGCAGGUCGCGGAGCAGCUGGAAGCUCCACCCAGGCUGUGGUGGAGAAGUUACAGGAAGAGAACCGGCUGCUAAGGCAGAAAGUGGCUCACGUGGAAGACCUCAAUGCCAAGUGGCAGCGCUACGAUGCCAGCCGGGACGAGUAUGUGCAGCGGGAGCUGGCGCUGCUGCGGAAGGAGAUUGCCCGGCUCAACACGCAGCUGGAGGAGAAGAUCCGUGCUUGCACGGAGGUCAAGCGGCAGCUGGCCGCAGCCAGGACGGCCCAGGAGGCCACGCUGGAACGGGUCCAGGUGCUGGAGCAGCAGGUUCUCACCUACAAGGAUGACUUCAGGUCAGAGCGGGCCGACCGGGAACGGGCCCACGGCAGGAUCGAGGAGCUGGAGGACAAGGUCACCUCCCUGCUGGGCCAGCUGGCCCAGGCUCAGGACUCGCGAGAGCCGGGCGCCUGCCGCCUGCGGAGCAAGGCUGCCCAGUACCUAGAGACCGAUGCCUCGGAGCCUGCGGUGCCCAGUGGCUGGAGGCCCGGGCUGCAGGGCCCCAACGCAGCGCCGGGGGCCAAGGGGGACCUGCAGUGCCCUCACUGCCUGCGGUGCUUUGGCGAGCAGGGCCAAGAACUGCUCCGGCACGUGGCCGGGGGCUGUGAGUGACCGGAGCCUGGCGGCCCCGCCCCGGGCAGCUGUCCCAGGAGGCAGACGGCCCCUCGCAGUGGGAUCGCCGUGGUGGCUGUGCACGUUGGUUCUCCACCCAGGCUGACAAGCCCUAGUGGAGACAUGCUGCUGGGGGGGGCCUUAGGGGCGGGGCCCCAGGCUGAAGCUGUGGGCACUCUGCUGCUGGAGUGUUUAGGGACCAGGGUGCUGCUCCCAUCCUUGUAGGGUGGGGUCCCCCCACUUCCCCGAGUCUACACUGAGGACUUGGCCUGGCCCCCCCCAGCGGGGGCAGCACGUGCUGUGUACCUUCAAAUUUCUGUAACUAACGUACUUGCUGUGCUGGCUCUGAGGGUUCCUGGGGGACGCAGGCCGGGCAGUGCUCAGGACCCCCACGCCUGCAGGCAGAGGCGCUCGGACUCUUGGCUGCCUGCCACAGGCCCCCUCUCCACUUGCGUAGGUCCUUGUCUGGUGGUUCGGGGGGUCACUGCUCUGGGGGCCCCAGCCAUGCCACAGAAAGCUCAGGCCCACGGAGCUGGGGUCCUGGGCGGGAGGGAUGGGGGUGCUUCAGGCCUGGGGAGCUCGGGGAACCCCAGGAGCAAAGUUGGUGCCUUAGAUCUUUGUAUCCAUUCUCUGAGCUCCACUACUGUACUGUUCAGAUAAAGAAAUGGAUAUAUCUUUGGCAGACAGACACACAUCUGAUUUCCACUGUGGUAUGUUUCUUCGCCCAUGGAUCAGUUACAAGUACAUGGUGUGGGGGUGGCAGAAAUUUUACAAAACACGGUAAGUUGAAUCGAAUCCCCUCAAAUGGUUCAUUGAUCAAAAAGACGUGUUAAGGCCUAGUCCGAUGGCUCAGUAACUAACUCCUCACCUUGAAAGCACCGGGAUCCCAUAUGGGCGCUGGUU